Molecule: messenger RNA, 709 nt
Organism: Halichondria panicea
Lineage: Eukaryota; Metazoa; Porifera; Demospongiae; Suberitida; Halichondriidae
Product: protein/nucleic acid deglycase 2-like
Exons: 5
Coding region: 89-613 (174 amino acids)
Source: RefSeq, a predicted model, not a curated record
AAAUCAAUCAACAGGAACUGGGGAAUAAAGAUAAAUGUGAUAAUAAUGUAUUUGUGUAUUUGAUAAUCUUUACCCAAUGAAUUAAGAAAUGGCUGCUGUAAGAGUUGGUAUUUUUGUGGAGUUCAAUUAUGAGGCUAUUGAAUUGUGGUACCCCCUACUGAGAUUCAGAGAGGAGGGAAUGACCACAUUCACCAUCGGACCUGAAGAAGGGAAAACCUAUCUCUCCAAGAAGGGUCUGCCCAACAAAGCUGAUAAGUCCAUUGACAAUGUCACGGCUCAGGAUCUUGAUGUCUUGAUCAUCCCUGGAGGGUUUGCUCCAGACUAUUGGCGUAGGGACCAACGUUUCCUAACCUUGGUGAGGGAUGUGUACCAGAGUGGGAAGACAGUGGCGGCCAUUUGUCAUGGUCCCUGGAUGUUUGUAUCAGCUGGUAUACUCAAGGGGAAACGGGUCACCUGUUUCUGCUCCAUCAAAGAUGAUGUCAUCAAUGCAGGAGCCGAGUACGAGGACACUUCAGUGGUGGUGGAUGGUAACAUGAUAACGUCGAGGAUCCCCGCCGACCUCCCAGACUUUUGUAAAGCCAUUCUAGCUCAUGUUAAGCAGACAACAAAGUGACUCAACAAUUAACUUAUUAGCUUGAACCAAAAUGCUGUUUUUCACAAAUUCCAUGCAUUGCUUGAUUGGUGAUAUUAAACACAUUUGGUUUCAAUG